Molecule: messenger RNA, 4854 nt
Organism: Vitrella brassicaformis
Lineage: Eukaryota; Vitrellaceae
Source: the annotation of a GenBank genome assembly
GUUUGUAUUCUCUUCCCCCUACCCGUGUCCAGCCGUCUACUGACGUGUAUACUCUUCAACAAGCACGUGAUGAACAGCGCCUGCAGACCGUUGCUCGUGACCAACCCAUAAGGCCAUGACAAAUAAUGUACUCUGCACACCGACUGUCUGCCAGCCUGUCUGCCUGUCUGUCUCCGUCCAUCCAUCCAUCCAUGUGUAUGCAAUGGUCAGAAGCCAUCGAAAGUCAUCCGUGGGUCGGCAGCCUUGCCCCCGCGGCCGCCCCGGCCCCUCCCGCGGCCUCUCCCCCUACCCCGCCCCCUCCCUCUCCCACGCCCCCUCCCUGAUCCACGCGCACGCAUCCGCCCAAACCUGACACACACACACACAGAGAGAGAGAGAGAGAUGGUGGGUGCGUGUGCAUGGAGGGGAGAGGGGGGGGGGAGGGUUGCUAUGUGUACGUUGAUUCGACGUAGGAGUUGAGGAGGGGGUCGCACACGAUGCAGGCGGUGGUCUCGCACGAGCCGUCCUUGAGGGGCGUGUUGUUCUUGUUGAAGACCACGUCGAGCAGGCUCGCGCUGCAGGAGUCGCAGCUGUCCUGAGACACCGAUAUCUCUGCACACACAGACAGACAGAGGCACACGACAAAGGGUGUGGUGUGUGUGUGUGUGGAUGGCUAUACGACUGACUGUGUGCGUUUUCGAUGAGCUUGAGCUGGUAGUUGCAGACGUUGCAGUCCAUCUUCCUGCAGCAAGCACCUCAGACAGGUCUGUCUUGUGCAGCUUACGGUGCCUCUCUGCGUGUGUUCGGUGCCUUCUUACCACUUAGGCUGCGAGGCGAUGGAUCGAUCACCAUGCGAAGAGUACGCACCAACACAAAGAGGGAGGGGGUAUGAAGUGAAGCCUACGCCGGCGUGUUCGUUCCUUGGCUGUUGCUCACUCACCGCUGAGUUGACGUCAAGAUAGAGCGUGCCGCUGCCUGCAGCACCAAGACAUAACACGUUUACCGGUCAAUCAAAUCGCCUCUCUCUCGUCCCAUAUGGCGGCUUACAGUUCUCUUGUGGGCAGUUGAUGACCCCGACGGCCGCGAUGGAGUGCUUACACGUCGGGUGCAUGCAGUCGACACACGACAUGCCCUCUGAACGGCCACCACACACCCCACACACACCUCAUCGCAUGGUGGGUGCGGGCGGGGCGGGGGGUUACACUCACUUUGGCGUGAUGCGGUUGUGUCUUUGCCGAAUGGUGGGUCGUUGUAGCACAGAGGACACAGCGGAUGGCUCUUGCCGCCUUCAUCAACAUACGCACACACACACACACACACACAUCCAUCCAUCCAUCUCUCCCCUGUUUCUACCCGUAUGCAUACCCUUGACAGUGAAGAGCACCAGCUCAAACUCAUCGAGAGGACACUUAAGCUCCUUGUACAACUGCAUGAACACACACACACACACACACGGGUGCAUCAAUCUGUAUAUGUCCGUCUGUCUGUCAGCCACCGACCUUGAUGGAUCCCCCCUGCGGCACGGCAUAAGUGACGUUGCAGUGUCGGCAGUGCAGCCGAGUGGGCCGCUUGUCGAUCAGGUGGAGGUAGCGCUUGCAGUGGCCGCACCGGCUGAUGGCCUGGCCCGUCGAGGCCAGGGUGGUGAAGGUGGCCUCGAACAGACCGUCCAUCAGCUCAAUCUGCGCACACAUCCAUCCACGUGUGUGGGGGGUGGUGUGGGGCGGUGUGGGGCGGUGUGGGGAGGCAGGGAGGGAGGGGAGGUGUGCAUACGGACCUUCUUGACGUAGUAUUCGAAUUUCAUUCUGAACAUCCUCAGUGAGUGCGCCACCACCGCCUGCAUGUUGGCCUUCCCUGCACACACGCAGACAGCUCUCUCUCUCUCUCUCUCUGUCAGGGCGUGUGUGUGUGUGUGUGUGUGUUUGUGUCCGAGUAGUUUGUUUGCCUUUUGCAAUGAGGUCGACGAGCGACUCGAUUGUGGCCCUGACGGUGGGCAGCACCAGCUCAGAGUCGAUCAUGUGAUAGCCGUGCACCAGAGCCACACCCAACUUGGUCGGCUCCAGACGCCGACUGCCCACCUGCACAAAGGUGUGUGUGGGUGUCUGUCUGUCUGUCUGUCUGUCGGUGUGUGCGUGUGUCUUCUUGCUGACCAGCUGCACGUAGUUCCUCUCACAGAUGUUGUUGAUGUGUGUGGGCAUGGAGGCGUCCGUGCCGAUGCCGUACUUCUCCAUCAGACCCAGCAGCUCACUCUCGGACAAGUAGUCGGGCGGGCUGGUCUUGUGACUCUAUUGCGCACACACACACACAUAAAGAGCUACCACCAUGUGAGUGGUGUGAUGAUGAUGCCCCGCACCGAUAUGCUGACACUCGACGGCACGAUUUUGUCGCCCUUCUGGAACUUGGGCAGGGGGAUGUCCUGCAUCUCUCCCGACCUCUGCACACCCGUGAACCCGGGAUCAAUCAGACGGCGGCCUGCCCAUGCACGCAGCCAACACACACACACACACACACAUCCAUCCAUCCAUCCAUAUCUGUGUCGUACCAGCGACGCUGAAUCGCUCCCCGUUGAUGUCGAACCGCACACGAGUCCGCCAGAACUUGCAGUCGGGGCUGACGGUGGCCAAGAAGUGCCGGGUGACCAGCUCAUACACACGCCACGCAUCGCCCCCACCCACAUCGCCCUCCGUCGCACAACGCACUGGCGUGAUCGGCGGAUGGUCGCCCGCAUCAUGACCCUAAGAGCGACGGACGGCAUCACACACGCACCGGAGACGGUCAUUGUCGCUGUGCAUGUGCCCGCCAGAUCCCGCCAGAUCUCAUCAUCUUACCUCUCUGGGCUUGGCGAGUCCCUUUUGCAGCAGCUCCCUGACGUAGGCGCCCCACAUGGGGUGGCUGGACUGCUCUGCCGCCGUCUUGCGGAGGUCGAAGUUGGGGGGGUACUGGUUGGUCUCUGUCCGAGGGUAGGUGAUGUACCCGGAUAGGUACAGUCGCUCUGCUACCUGACACACACAUACACACAUGACAUGGGAGGUGUCUGUGUCUGUGUCUGUGUCUGUGAGACCACCCUCAGGGCUGACCUGCAUGGCCUGGUGUGGUCCGAUUCCGAGUCCGGACGAGGCGGCCUUGAGCAGGGCCACGGUGUUAAGCGCCGUCGGCCUCGCGCGCCGCUCCUCCUUCUCGCUGAUGUCCAGCACCUCUGCUGCCGCACUGCUCUCACGCACCUGCACACACAGAGGGAGAGAGAAGGACAUGUAUGGGUGUUGGUCUGUCUGCUUCUGUGUGUGUGGAUGGAUGGAUGGAUGGAUGCCCACGAUUUGGAGGAAGGUGUUUGCGAUGACUUGGUCGAAGACGCGGCCUCUUUCCCACUCUAAGGUCAUGUCGUAGUCGCUCACCUUCAGAGAAACGUUGAUCUGACGACACGUACACACACGAUGCCAUGUGUGUCUGUCUGCUUGUGUGUCUGUCUGGUUGUUGAAGACGUACGCAGUAGUAGGUUUCCGGCUGGAACGUCUGGAUCUCGUCAUAUCGCUUGACGCAGAACUGCAGAGUGGGCGUCUGGCAGGGGCCAUACGACACGCAGCUGCUGUCCAGAUCACCGUACUUGCCCUAAACACACACACGCACAGAGAGUGAGGAGCUGAGCAUGGCCCAUCCAUCCAUCCAUCCAUCCAUCCAUCACCUGGAAGUACUGCGUCUGAAACCGCGUGAAUGCGACGCCCACUUUGAGGUCCAACUCCUGCCGCGCAUCCACGGCCUGCGCCUCGUUCUUGUUGGGCGCCACAAGGCUGCCCAUCGCCUUGUGGAUGUCGGGCGCAGCCAGAGACGAGAAACGCGCGCGCCACACCUGCAUUGCAGUCAAUACACACACCACGAUGGCUGAUGUCUGUGCUUGUGUGUGGGUGUGUGUGAGAGAGAGUGUGGGCCAAGGUGCUUACAUUGGUUUGGUUGCCCGAUCUGACGAGGUUUGGUUCGACUGACUCUAGCACCUCAAAGCAGAUGUUCUCCCCCUCUCUGUCGCAGUCGAGCCACAGCACGACGUGGUGGCAGCCGCGGGCCUCCGAGGCAAGAUGCUUGGGCAGCCGGGUCUGGGGUUGUUGAAUGAGUACACAGACACACACACAUCAACAGACAGAUGGAUGAUGCGAUGCGUGUGUUCAUCCGGGGUUUGUGACCUUUUCGUUGGCCUCUUUCUUGAUCACAGGUGCGUCGAAGAGGGUCAGCGGAUCGGUGCGGUCCUGGGGGGACAGACACGUAUACAGACACACACACACAGACAUUCGCCCUGAAGGAGGCGGCGUGUCUGAAUCAUACCCAUCGUUGAUACUCGGGAGGGAAGUCGGUCGUGUAGACGUGGCCCUGUCACACAACACACCAACACACACAAAGGACAUCCAUCGGCCCAUCUGUGCCCAUUUCGUGAGCGCAGCGUUACCGUGGUUGACGUCACCUUGAAGUGCGCCGCUGAUCACACGCACACACAGGCAUGCAGACCAUCACAGCGUCGCGCGUGCCAUCCAUCCAUCCAUCCACCUGUACACCCAUACCUUGGCCGCGAAAUGUCCCCUGGUACUCGUGAACCGGACUCGCAGGCGAGAUCUGCACCAGCCAGAAUGAAAUCAAUCACAUCAGCCGUUGGCAUCAUCUGAGCAUACAGCUGGCUGGCUGACCGACUGACUUACCCCUUUCCUCGAGGUCUUCUUGCCGUGUGAGAGGAUGGACGCGAUGGUGUCGCUGAUGGACGGCUUCUCAGCCACCAUCAACACACCCAACGGCAUCCUGCUUCUCGACGAAGAUCCGGCUGCUUGCUCUCCAGAUCCGCCUGUUCUGCCUCAUUUCAUGGCCAUCUCGUGGCCUGUAGAGGAAACCGGCAUCAUGUGC